Cydia strobilella is the source of this 1055-nucleotide messenger RNA. RefSeq names its product alpha-tocopherol transfer protein-like. NCBI's taxonomy places the organism in Eukaryota, Metazoa, Arthropoda, Insecta, Lepidoptera, Tortricidae. The record is from RefSeq and is a predicted model, not a curated record. Bases 81 to 1040 code for a protein of 319 amino acids. The transcript has 9 exons. Gene Ontology annotation, molecular function: phosphatidylinositol bisphosphate binding. Gene Ontology annotation, cellular component: membrane.
CUCCGUAAAGAGUGGUCGUGAAAAAUAUUUUUUUUAUAUAAAUUUUGUGACUUGUAUGGAAUUAUCGUAAAUUACGAACCAUGUCAGCACCAGUGGUGGUGAAACAGUUCCCAUUAGAGAAGGAGUACGCCAAGAAGACCGGAGUCACUCCUGAGGAUGUAGCCAAGCUGCGGGCCUGGCUGGCCACGCAGCCUCACCUUCCUGGGGAGCUCCUUACAGAUCUGGACCUGGUGCUGGCGUACCACUGCUGCCAGCAAAGCGCCGAGGUCUCUAAACAGGUGUUAGACCUCCACUUCACCCUAAAGACCCUCUUCACUAACUUCUUCAAAGACCGCCUGGUCACGGAGAAGACCUUUGCUACUUUAUCCAUGGUGUGCACGGUGCCGUUGAAAGUGAGCGCGCACAACGACUCGGCCGUCUUCUACUGCCGUCUCACCGACGCUGACGCCAAGAAGUUCGUCUUCCACGAGUGCGUCAGAGUGGCUCUGAUGACACUAGAUCUCUGGCAGGAGGAGGAGGGCACUUGGCCCGGGCUGGAAAUCAUCUUCGACAUGAGGUUGUUCAGCCUGCAGCACCUCCCCAAGGUGGACCUGCACACCUUGCAGCAGUUCUUGUAUUAUCUUCAGGAAGCCAUGUUGAUGAGAGUGACAGGUCUUCAUUUCAUCAACGCGCCCUCCUUCAUCGACAAAUUGAUGAUGCUGAUCAAGCCUUUCCUUAAAAAGGAGCUAUUGGAGUGCCUUUUCAUUCAUCAGAUCGGCGCCACUACGUUGGAGAAGCAUCUACCCAUGGACGGCUUACCAGAAGAAGCUGGUGGAAAGGGUAUUUCUCUAAGCAAGGCCACCGAGGACCUAAAAGAACGUUUUCAACUCAACAAAGACUUCUUCGAGCGAGAAAACAAAAGACGCGUAGUGGACCCCCGGAGGCCUGGCCGACCGAAGACCAUCUCCGACAUCUUCAAAGGGAUUGAGGGUACUUUCAAGUUUCAAGAAGCUCGACAUCGACUAGUAGUUCGACGACACCUCUCGCGAAUCUCGCGAUGAUCCCUAUGACCGUUC